Manis pentadactyla (Chinese pangolin) is the source of this 1715-nucleotide messenger RNA. It is a transcript of the gene TARBP2, whose product is annotated as TARBP2 subunit of RISC loading complex. Gene Ontology annotation, cellular component: RISC-loading complex. Gene Ontology annotation, molecular function: double-stranded RNA binding; siRNA binding; pre-miRNA binding. The transcript has 9 exons. Lineage: Eukaryota; Metazoa; Chordata; Mammalia; Pholidota; Manidae. Gene Ontology annotation, biological process: regulation of siRNA processing; regulation of miRNA processing; regulation of viral transcription. The record is from RefSeq and is a predicted model, not a curated record. The coding region runs from base 343 to 1443 and encodes 366 amino acids.
GAGGAGACACGGAAGGAAGGAGCCGUGACGAUAUUAAUCUCCCCAAACCCCAAACAAAAAAACCCACCCUCAGCUCGGGAAGGACAGUCGGGGGUCCGCUCCUCCCAGAGGGUGGUGCUGCCCGCCGGGGCGAACCACGCGGAGGGUUGUGGGGCGGAUAGCUCCCCUCCAGUUGGAAACUCAUGGAGUUGGGGGGGCGGGGGACUCCUUUUCCCAGCAUGCCCCGCGGCGGGCCCGACCGGCCGCGACUCGGGGCUCGGCCCCGGCCCUAGCUCGUUCGCCGGUGUAUUGGGGCGCGCAGAGGCUGCAGUCACGGUGGCGCCCGCGGGGACGGAGGAGGGAAUGAGUGAAGAGGAGCAGGGCUCCGGCACUACGACGGGCUGCGGGCUGCCCAGUAUAGAGCAAAUGCUGGCAGCCAACCCGGGCAAGACCCCGAUCAGCCUUCUGCAGGAGUAUGGGACCAGAAUAGGGAAGACGCCCGUGUACGAUCUUCUCAAAGCCGAGGGCCAAGCCCACCAGCCUAAUUUCACCUUCCGGGUCACCGUUGGCGACACCAGCUGCACUGGUCAGGGUCCCAGCAAGAAGGCAGCCAAGCACAAGGCAGCUGAGGUGGCUCUCAAACACCUCAAAGGGGGAAGCAUGCUGGAGCCGGCCCUGGAGGACAGCAGUUCUUUUUCUCCCUUAGACACGUCACUGCCUGAGGACGUUCCGGGUUUCACUGUGGCAGCGCCUGCUACUCCUGUUCCACCUGCUGUUCCAACCAGGAGCUCCCCCAUGGAGGUGCAGCCCUCCGUCUCCCCUCAGCAGUCCGAGUGCAACCCCGUUGGCGCUCUGCAGGAGCUGGUGGUGCAGAAAGGCUGGCGGUUGCCUGAGUACACAGUCACCCAGGAGUCUGGGCCAGCUCACCGCAAAGAGUUUACCAUGACCUGCCGAGUGGAACGUUUCGUUGAGAUUGGCAGUGGUACUUCCAAAAAGCUGGCAAAGCGUAACGCAGCAGCCAAAAUGCUGCUCCGAGUGCACACGGUGCCUCUGGAUGCCCGGGAUGGGAAUGAGGCAGAGCCUGAUGAUGAUCACUUCUCCAUUGGUGUGGGCUCCCGCCUUGAUGGACUUCGGAACCGGGGCCCAGGCUGCACCUGGGAUUCUCUGCGAAAUUCAGUGGGAGAGAAGAUGCUGUCUCUCCGCAGCUGCUCUCUGGGCUUCUUAGGUGCUCUGGGCCCUGCCUGCUGCAGUGUCCUCAGUGAGCUCUCCGAGGAGCAGGCCUUCCAUGUCAGCUACCUGGAUAUUGAAGAGCUGAGCCUGAGUGGGCUCUGUCAGUGCCUGGUGGAGCUGUCUACACAGCCAGCCACUGUGUGUCACGGGUCUGCAACCACCAGGGAGGCAGCCCGAGGAGAGGCUGCUCGCCGUGCCCUACAGUACCUCAAGAUUAUGGCAGGCAGCAAGUAAGGCACCAGCUGGACUCAAGGAUGUGCACCCUUCCUCCCUGUUCUUCUGGCCUCUGGCCUAUGCGUCUGCUCAGCUCUGGCAGCCCCUGAAAGUGCCAUCUCUACCUCUGACACAGACUGCCUGCCUGCAGGCUGAGGAGAGAACAGGGUCAGGAGCCAGGGACUGCAGGGCCUUGGCUGGCACCAGGCCCACUGGUGACGAUGAGUGGGAAUGAAAUCGGGGGGCUCUCCUCUGGAGCCCAGAAUAAAUGUUCUACUCUUUGGAUUCUUAAA